Molecule: messenger RNA, 1097 nt
Organism: Arachis ipaensis
Lineage: Eukaryota; Viridiplantae; Streptophyta; Magnoliopsida; Fabales; Fabaceae
Source: RefSeq, a predicted model, not a curated record
GCAUAUUUACCAAAUUACCACUGCUUCUUUGGCUUUCUUUUUCUCUGCGUCGUUGUGCAGAGAGAAAGCGAAACCCAAAAGAGAAGAGAAAAGCAGAGAAAUGACGAGCGAAGAGGAGAACGGAGAGUUCUACCUUCGAUAUUACGUGGGACACAAAGGGAAGUUCGGUCACGAGUUCUUGGAGUUCGAGUUCAGGCCAGAUGGCAAGCUCCGAUACGCCAACAACUCCAACUACAAAAACGACACCAUCAUCCGCAAGGAGGUUUACCUCACCCCUGCCGUUCUCCGCGAGUGCCGUCGUAUCAUCUCCGACAGCGAGAUCAUGAAGGAAGAUGAUAACAACUGGCCGGAACCUGACCGUGUUGGCAGGCAGGAGCUUGAGAUUGUGAUGGGAAACGAGCACAUCUCCUUCACAACCUCCAAGAUUGGGUCUCUGGUGGAUGUUCAGAGUAGUGCAGAUCCAGAAGGUCUUCGCAUCUUUUACUACCUUGUUCAGAGAGAAGAUCAUAUGAUCUCAUGUUUGAGUUGAAGGAAAAUAUGUUAAGUAACCAUUUGUAGGAGAAGUGUAUGUAAGAAUUAACAGGAGGGAGGGGAAUUGGGCUCCAUAUUUGAACUGCUGUAACUAAUAAUGCAGCCACUAUUUGAAGGAAGUUAGUUAUUUUUGGGGAGGAACGGUGGUAACAAGGGGAGGUUAUGGAAUAAAAGAUCUGAAGCAAGGUGGAUCCUUGUGUUGUCGCUUGAGAAAACGUGUAGAGACUUGAGGAGCUCUAACUCUCCCACAGGAGCGUUCACAUUUGUCAUAGAUCCUAGAGCAUUACACAGAUAUUUCAUGCAAUUUUUCUCUUUUACCAUAGGUAAAUAAAGGAAAUCAAUAAUCAAAUCGACUGAGGAUUUUGUUCUUCUACUGUCAUAUAGGCCAAACGGAGCUAAAUGUUGAGUUAAGGUCAAAUGUAGAUUUAGUUGGAAGUUAUUAAGAAUUAUUCUGACCCUGGUGAUUAUAUUAGAGAAGUUCGCUUGAGUGAGAAGUAGAGUAACAAUUGUUAUCUUUUGUUCAUGAAUUAGAGUGUUUUUUAUUGACUCGUUGUGCAAAGUUUAUU